AUUGUGAUCCGACGUCUCCCUCCAAGUCUAACUAAAGAAGAUUUAGUGGAGCAACUGCAGCCUCUUCCAGAGCUGGAUUACCUGGAGUUUUUCUCGAGUGAUACUAGUCUUUUCCCUCAUCUGUUUGCAAGAGCGUAUCUGAAUUUCAAAAAUCAAGAUGACGUAGUUCUCUUCAGUGACCGGUUUGAUGGCUAUGUCUUCAUUGAUAAUCGAGGUCAAGAAUAUCCAGCAAUUGUUGAGUUUGCACCAUUCCAGAAAACUGCUAAGAAAAGGAGCAAGAAGAAGGAUGCCAAAAGUGGAACAAUUGAAGAUGGUGAUAUAGAUCGGCCUGCAAUUCAGCUGUACCAGCCUGGGGCGAGGAGCCGUAACCGGGGCGGAGGAGGAACAGGAGGAGAUGGACAGGCGGCGGAGAAGAGGGCUGAGCGGGAGUCCAAGAGCACUCAAGAGAAAGCUGCUGAGUGA
Sinocyclocheilus grahami is the source of this 462-nucleotide messenger RNA. RefSeq names its product regulator of nonsense transcripts 3B-like. The record is from RefSeq and is a predicted model, not a curated record. Gene Ontology annotation, biological process: nuclear-transcribed mRNA catabolic process, nonsense-mediated decay; positive regulation of translation. Gene Ontology annotation, cellular component: cytoplasm; nucleolus. The annotation marks the transcript as partial. The transcript has 4 exons. NCBI's taxonomy places the organism in Eukaryota, Metazoa, Chordata, Actinopteri, Cypriniformes, Cyprinidae. Gene Ontology annotation, molecular function: mRNA binding.